Zygotorulaspora mrakii is the source of this 402-nucleotide messenger RNA. RefSeq names its product ribonuclease P/MRP protein subunit POP7 (gene POP7). NCBI's taxonomy places the organism in Eukaryota, Fungi, Ascomycota, Saccharomycetes, Saccharomycetales, Saccharomycetaceae. Gene Ontology annotation, molecular function: RNA binding. The record is from RefSeq and is a predicted model, not a curated record. The transcript has a single exon. Gene Ontology annotation, biological process: rRNA processing; intronic box C/D snoRNA processing; tRNA 5'-leader removal. Bases 1 to 402 code for a protein of 133 amino acids. Gene Ontology annotation, cellular component: ribonuclease MRP complex; nucleolar ribonuclease P complex.
AUGAAAUCCAAGCUGGUCAGAAAGCACCCAACAGUGAAAGCAUUUUCACGCAGAGAGAUCAAAUCGCAUAUAUAUAUAAAAUCAGUUACCCCAUACGUCAGUGCACUUAAAAGAAUUAAAAAAGUACUGACAGAGCUGGAUAAGAGCUCUGCUACAUUUGUAGCUGUUCUAGGAAUGGGUAAAGCGGUAGAGAAAACGCUAUCGCUAGGAUGUCAUUUUGAGGAACAAAUGGGCAAGAGGAUUGAAGUACUCACAAAGACGAUCGAGGUGUUGGACGAAGUAACUGAAGUUGAUUCAGACACAGCAAGUGGUAACCAGGAACUACAAGAAGAGAAUGAGGACUUGGAGACAAUUUUGAAAAAAAGAACGUUAAGCGGUGUUGAAGUACGAAUCUAUGCAUAA